AUGUCCGAAUUUUCCAGUCCGGAAAAAGCAUUCCCACGAUUGUUCGGUCCGUUCGCAGAAGUGGAGGCGAAGAUGGAGACCGCGUCGCCUCAUGAACGCAUCCCACCGCUCAUGGCCCCGGGGAAAUUCAUACCUGGGGAAAAUUUUGACGUUUGGGAACCGCAGUCAGUAAUGGACUUCGACCUCCCGGACGAUGUGGGCAGCCUGUUAGUGACCCUGAGGCGGAGACUGGCGGGACCAAAAACGGUAUUCGAAUAUCGGGAGGAGUUCUACAUGCGACAGCAACGACCCGAGGAAAGUCUGAUGGACUUUAUGGGGUCCGUGCAGCGCCUAGCUCGGUUGGCAUACCCCAUGUAUACAGUCCAGGAACGCAAUUCACACAUCCUGGAUCGGUUUCUGGCUGGGCUCCGGGAACCCAGAGCCAAAGAUGAACUGCAAUUACGGCCAACAAAAGACCUUGCCGCCGCAGAGUCAGUUGCCGAUAUCCUGGACCGGAAUGGGCACCAGGUAAGGCGACCUGAAGGAGUUUUUGCUGCAGGUUUCAGACAGGAAGGGAGAGUACCAACCAGAGAAAAUGGCGAAAGGAAAACCCCAAUGGCACCCACAUGCUACACCCGUCGUCAAACCGGGCGAUUUUGUGGGGAGCGAAGAGGACCGAGUAAGUUCAUACCAACAGUUGUUAAUGCCAAUGAUUUCACUGCUAUGAGUAUGGACGCAGGGUUACCCUUUGUUGAGGUGAAGAUGGAGGGCAAAACAGUUAAUUGCUAG
This is a messenger RNA of Echinostoma caproni, 768 nucleotides long. Lineage: Eukaryota; Metazoa; Platyhelminthes; Trematoda; Plagiorchiida; Echinostomatidae. The record is from the annotation of a GenBank genome assembly.